Molecule: messenger RNA, 2872 nt
Organism: Cuculus canorus (common cuckoo)
Lineage: Eukaryota; Metazoa; Chordata; Aves; Cuculiformes; Cuculidae
Product: ADP-ribosylhydrolase ARH1
Exons: 7
Coding region: 55-1131 (358 amino acids)
Source: RefSeq, a predicted model, not a curated record
GCCAGCACUCUCCCUGCACCCUGACCCUGAUUGGCACCCUCAGCUGCUACCGGAAUGGAGGAGACGGUGCCCUCGGUGGAAGCCUACGAAGCAGCCAUGGUGCUAAGCGGGGUUGGGGAUGCACUUGGGUACCGGGGGGCCCGUUGGGAGUACUGCACCUCAGGAGCCCAGAUCCACGCUGAGCUGGCUGAGCUUGGGGGGCUAGAGGCCAUCACCCUGGAGCCCCCCGAAUGGCCCGUCAGUGAUGAUACCAUCCUCCAUCUCGCCACUGCCGAGGGCCUAGCCACAGGCCUGGAGGAUGAACUCCUCCUGCAGGAGUUGGCUCAUCGCUAUGUGACUGCCAUGGGUGACAUGGAGGGGCGCAAACCAGGGCCCACCAGCAUCCUGGGCACCUCGCAGCUGCGGCCUGGGGAACCCAAGGGCUAUUGCAUCCCCUUCAACCCCAGCGGCACUGGCUGCGGGGCUGCCAUGCGUAGCCUGGCCAUCGGCCUCAGGUACCCGCAUGCCUGGGAGCUGCCAACGCUGAUCCGAGUGAGCAUCGAAAGCGGGCGCAUGACCCACCACCAUCCCACUGGAUACCUUGGGGCGCUGGCAGUGGCUCUCUUUGGGGCACUGGGUGCUCGGGGGGAGCCCCCAGAGUGCUGGGGCGCCGAGCUGAUGCGGGUCCUGCCCCUUGCAUGGGACUACGUGGAGAGUGCUGGGGUGGCUGUGGCGGACAAUGCUGCCGCCUGGCCCUUCUUCGGGGACGUCUGGCACCGGUACCUGGAAUCCCGGAAGCUUUUAGAGGGUCACAGCCCACCACAGAUGCCAUCCCUUCCGACACCAGCCGAGCGGGAUGUGGCAUACCUGGGCUGGGCACUGGAUGGGUGGGCAGGGCGCAGUGGCCAUGAUGCGCCUAUGGUGGCCUUGGAGGCCUUGCUGACAGCUGGUGGAAGCUGGGAGGACCUGUGUGCCAGGGGAGUGCUGCAUGGUGGGGACAACGAUUCAACAGGGACCAUCGCUGCUGGGUGCUGGGGGCUGCGGUGGGGGCUGACGUCCAUCCCUCCUGGGCUCCACUGCCGCCUUGAGCACCGUGGUCGGCUGCGUGAUGCUGCCCACCGUCUCCACGCGCUGGCCUGGGGGAGACAUUGAGCCUCCCACUGUGUCCCUGGUGUCACCUGCUGCCCCCAUCCAAGAAAGCCCCUGUGAGUCCCCAGGGUGUAGCAGAGACCUUCAUCAACUCUUGGCAGAGAUUGGGAGGGUCUCUGGAGGUUGGCAGGGACCUUCACGGGGUGCUAGGGGCUCAGAAGGGUCCCUGGUGGUUAGCUAGGACUUUCAUGGGGUCCUGGAGGGGCUUGGGAGAGUCCCUGGAGGACAACAGUGACCUUCACUGCAUCCUGGGGCACUCAGGAGCACUUCAGGAGACCCUGGGAGGAAGCAGGGACUUUCAAGAGAUGCUGGAGGGCUCAGGCAAGCCACAGGGGGAUCACUGUAGCCACAGACAGGUGAUCUUUUAUCCCUUCACAGUUAGAGACCCCACAACAUCCCUGAGGAGCCUCAGUCACACCCCCACAGUAAAAAAGUGUCCUCCCAAGUCACUUUGUGUCUGAGUUUGUCCCCUCUGCCUCCUGUCCUGUCACUGUCACAGCUGAGAUUAAACACACCAAAGGUGAUGUGCCCCAUUGUUAAACAUUUUAGAGGGUGGGUGUCCUCUGGGAUGUUGGCCCUGGGAGUUAACCACCCUGAGAGUGAUGGGCCCAAGGGGUGAUGGGUCCCCAAAGUUAAUCACCCCAGGUGUGAUGGGCCAAAGUUGUGAUGGGUUCCAAGAGUUAACAACUCCAAGAGUGAUAGCCCUUGGGGUUGGUGGGGGUUGACAGCCUUAAGGGUGGUAGGCCCAAGAGAUGACUGCAAAGCAGAUUUCACAACCCCUUGGGCAACAGGCCCCCAUGGUGGUGGGCCUCCAGGGUUAAAAAUCCUGUGUGCCCUGUGCCCCAUAGUAAACCACCCCAUGGGUGAUGAGUGCCCUGGCUGAUUGGCCCCAAGUGUUAACCACCGCGUGGUGUUGGGCCUAAUGGUUGGUGGGUUUUAACUACCCUAAGAGGUGGUGGACCCCCAUGGUUAAAAACCCCAAAGCUGAUGGGUCCAAGGGGUUAUGGGUCCCAUGGUUAACCACCCUGAAGAUGAUGGGCAAAGGCCUGACGGCCUAACAUUGUUAAACACUCCAACAGUGAGGGGCCCCUGUGGAAAUUGGGUGCUGGGGUUUGCCAACCCAUGGUUGAUGGGUUUAGCUGCCCCAAGGAUGAUGGGAACCCAGAGUUAACCACCUGUGCUAGUUUUGGCUGGGAUAGUUAAAUUUCUUCCUAAUGGCUACUAUGGGGCUGUGGUUUUGAUUUGUGCUGAAAACAGGGUUGAUAACUCAGGGAUGUUUCAGUUAGGGCUGAGCAGUGCUUACACAGCAUCAAGGCCUUUUCUGCUCCUCAUGCUGCUCCACAAGUAAGUAGGUUGGGGGUCCACAAGAAGCUGGCUGGGGGCACAGCUGGGACAACUGACCAAGGGGAUAUUCCACACCAUAUGAUGUCAUACCCAGCAAUAAACUGGAGAGGGAGGAGGAGGCUCACAGGGGCUGCCAUUGUUUAGGGACUGACUGGGCAUGAGAAGGUGCCAGCCUGGAAACUGGAAGAUCUUGUUGAAGAUUGAGAGCUCUACAUAGAACCAGAAGCUGAGUGUUGGGGUGAGAUGUGGCACUGUCCUGCAGUGUCAGUAAUGACAUGAUCAUCAUCAGGGGACCUUGCUAUUGGUUUUGUAUGUAUUUGCAUAGAUGUCAUUAUUUUCUUAUUAAUAUUUCCAUCUUUCCUUUUUAUCAUUAUUGUUCCAUUAAAACUGUUCAUUUUUU